Messenger RNA from Xyrauchen texanus (razorback sucker), 2666 nucleotides. Its product is annotated as myelin-associated glycoprotein-like. NCBI's taxonomy places the organism in Eukaryota, Metazoa, Chordata, Actinopteri, Cypriniformes, Catostomidae. Bases 80 to 1474 code for a protein of 464 amino acids. The transcript has 7 exons. The record is from RefSeq and is a predicted model, not a curated record.
UGUAGCAUCCAUGUGUCGCUCUAGAAUGCGUUUACAAUGUUGAGAACUGAAGUGUUUUUGUGUUCGUAGAGAUCUUGAGAUGUCUGUCUUUCCAUUCAUGUUUUUUCUGUUCUUCACAUCGAAGCAGCUACAUUCAUCCUCAGAAACACCUACAUUUAAUGCAGUAUUGCCCAAGCGUGUAAAAGCACUGAGUGGUUCUUGUGUGCAGAUCCCUUGUAAAUUCAACGUGUCUGAUUUUGAAAGCAAAUUGAAGACUGCAGACAGUAUUUUUGCUUGCUGGCUAAAGAAUACAGAUCGUUUCAACCUAAAGAAACCAGACAACAUAGUUUUCAAUGGUAGUCAAAACAUCAUCAGAGGAUUUAGUCAAAUAGAUUUGCUUGGAAAUGUUAGUCAGCGUGAAUGCACCACUGUUUUCUAUGACAUCAGGAAGAAUCAUUCAGACAACUACUACUUCAGACUGCAAAUGGAGCCAAAUAUUUUCAGAGCAACAUUUAUAUACAGUCCAGUCAACAUUGUUGUCUCAGAUGUGCCACAGCCACCUGAACUUAAACCCAAUGAUCUACAGGAAGUGAUGGAGGGCACAAUGGUCAAUGUAAGCUGCUCUGCUGAAGCCCCCUGUCCCAAACAACCUCCUUCAUUAUUCUGGUCAAACAUCCCCAAUUCUCCCAUCAUUACAACACAGUUACAGGAGAAACAUGAUAAAACCCAGUUAGUGUUUUCCCAAAUGACCUUCAAUGCUUUUUACAUGGAUCACAGAAAGAACAUCUCCUGCACUGUUACAUAUCCAAGAAAUACAUCUAAUGACACAACUGUGGAAACCAGCAUGAUGCUGCGAGUACUGUUUCCUCCAAAGGAAACUCAUGUCAUCAUUGAGCCAUCUGCUUCAGUCUCUGUUGGCACUAAUGUGAUUUUGACCUGCAAAAGCAAAGCCAGUCCAUCAAAUUACAUGAACUACACCUGGUACAAAGAUGGAGAGCAGAAACAUCUAGAUUUUGGAGAGCAAAUUACCUUAAAUGCAAGUAGAACCAGUGGAGGCCGGUAUUUCUGCAUGGCAAAGAACAAACAUGGAUCCCAGAAGUCACUUGCGGUCCAACUGAUCGUGGAAGGAUCAUCCAACUCCUUCGUACCUUUGAUCGCAGGUUGUGUCGGAGGAGUUUCAGCUUUACUCGUGUUGUUUUUACUGGCAAUGAUUUUCAGAAGAUUACUUCUAGCAAAGGCAUCCAAUAAAUCCAUUAUUUUGGAAUCUGACCUCUCAGAUCAGAAAAAACAAGUGCAGAUCAGCUCGAUUUAUGCUAAUAGUGCUAUCAUGACAAGUGAGGAGCAAGAGAUGCCAAAAGAUGAGAAUGAUGAAAUCCACUAUGGAGAGAUUGAAUUUCAAAACCUCAAAACCAACUGCACCCCAAUGAAAAACCCAGAUGAAGAAACUGUGUAUGCCUUGGUUUGCAGGGCAGAGAAAGAGAUUAACCAGAAUUAGUCUGCAUCAGUUAAACAUAGGUUACGAAUGAACAGUAGUAUGUUUUGUCAGAUUACAUCUGUUCUGUCAGAUAAGUGUAUUGUAGGAAGAUAAUAUUUAGCAACUUUAGUUUAAUUAGGAUAAAAAUCAGAAUUUAACUGUGAUUUUAAAAGUAUAGGACAAAACUUUUAUACUGUAUUUCCUAUCUGUGUAAUAUUGUUUGUUAUAUGUCUCACUGGGCUGAUAUUCAUUAUAUCCUUCUCUAGACAGAUUGUCACAUAGUUUGUGAAGCUAGUCUGUGAAGGCAUAAUUUUUGUCGUUUGGAACGCAGUGCCUGUAAAAAACAAAAUUCUUCCCAUUCAACCAGUUGUGUUCAACAUUAAGGCACACAUCAGACUUAAAGUGUGCAUUGAUACAUGGCAAUCAUUAAUAUCACUCCUGAUAUAACACUUCUUGCUGAAACAAAUGCAGGCACUCCCAGUAAAGAUGUAAUUUGAUUUAGUUAAAAAUAGUCUUUCCAUGAAUGCAGGGGUGUACUUCUGUGCAAUUCAAGUUUGUUUGCAUGUAUAUGAUUUGAUAAAAUGAUUUCUGUUUUAUAUCUACACAGGUUUUUGGAUUUUAUUAUAGAUGUAAAUCUUACAAAGCUUGUUUUAAACCUUCUCCACUAAUCCUUUCAUUUUCCUUCUCUAACUAAUUAGUUCUUAAUUUAUUCCACUGCUACUGUAUUUCCUGAGACAGUCAACAUCUGAGUGAUGAGGCCCUGCAUGUCUUUUCACUCUCAUCAGAAUGCUCUUUAAUUCUGACAUUUGUAUUUAGUGCAUAGUCAUGGAUGAACAAAAUCAUUGCAUACCAAGAAGAGUAAUAAAUGUAACUUUACAAUUGUUUAGAACAAUGUAUGCGUUAUAGAAAAUAUUGUGUAGAUUAGAUUUAUAUAAAUGUGGCUAUUUAAAUAUGAUUGAUUAAUUUGUGUUUUUCAUACUACAUUGGAGCCAGAAACUAAGGGCUCUGGCAAAAAAAAAAAAAAAAAAAAAAAGUGCUAAUGGAAGAGAUUUCAGCCAGAGCUGAUUGUGCCCUACUGAUUGUUGAUUGCUCCUAAUUGUACAGUCAAGUUAUUUGACAUUGAGGAACACACAAUGUGAACAAUAUUUCUCUUGUAAUUAACUUGCUGCAAAGUUUUAUUAGUGUAUAUUGUAUUUGCUGCACUGUCAUAAAU